This is a messenger RNA of Meriones unguiculatus (Mongolian gerbil), 1832 nucleotides long. It is a transcript of the gene Spaar, whose product is annotated as small regulatory polypeptide of amino acid response. Bases 755 to 982 code for a protein of 75 amino acids. The record is from RefSeq and is a predicted model, not a curated record. NCBI's taxonomy places the organism in Eukaryota, Metazoa, Chordata, Mammalia, Rodentia, Muridae. The transcript has a single exon.
GGGGUAAGUGUCACAGCACCCAGUGGGGGCGGCAGGCCCGGGAUGGCAGCAAAAAGAGUGUGUGUGGGGGGGUGCAUAUGGGGUGUCUAGAAAAGCAAAAGGGCACUGAGGGGGUUGGAGGAGGGCUUCCCUGUCUACACCACACUUCCCCACCCUGUAGGGAAGAGAAGGCAAGUACAACCUGCUCUCCUUCUCCCAGCUCUCCUUCCCAGCAGCCUCUGUGUGCACCCGCCUUGGCUCACAUCCACCUCCAGGCUGCUCAGCCCUGCCUCUCCGUGGCUGGGAAGGCGGCAGAGAGGCCAGCUGCUGGCCCCUAGGUCCCUCCCAGGGAGGAGCCAGGCUUCUUGGGUCCACUGAGGGGCAGAUUUUUGUAGAGUUGAUUUUUUUAAUCAGUCACAUUUGAAGUCCUGAGGCUUUGCUAGUGAGUCUGGCUUGGCCUCCCUCUUAGCAACAUCGUCUGCUCUCUUCCCCUUGCCCCUUCCUCAUCCAGGGAAUUACUUGCUUAUGUCUUUCCUGAUGGUGCUCCUAGGAGCUGCCAGUGGUGGAGCUGAUCACAGCCCUUGGAGGUCUGACCCAUGGUUAAAACUAGACCAAAGAUCAUCUGACUCCCUCAGAAAGGUUUGGUGGCCUAUGGUGGCACAACUCAAGGCCUCCGAGUCUUAGAAGAGGAGGAGAAGCCGUCGAGCACAGAGCCCGUGGUCACCAACAGCCCCAGCUUCUGAUGGGACACUAAGGCCAGCGCCGCCCGGAACUCAUGGAGACAGCAGUGAUUGGAAUGGUGGUAGUGCUGUUUGUCAUCACCAUGGCCAUCACCUGCAUCCUCUGCUACUUCAGCUAUGACUCAAAGAUCCAAGACCCAGCGAGGGGGCCCCGAGGCAGCUUCACCGUGGCCACGUUUCACCAGGAGGCCUCGCUCUUCACAGGGCCUGAUCUCCAGUCCCGGCCAUUGCCAAGUGCACAGAACUUCUGGACUGUUGUGUGAGGUGGCUAUGGGUCAGGCCCACCUACCCCUUUGAUAAGCAUUGUCUGAGGUCUCUCUGCUCUCAGGCCUCUAUCCUUGUCCUUCUGCACCCCACAAAUGUCAUACCUUUUCCCAUUCUGGCUUGCUGGGCCUUUUAUCCUGGGGAGCUGGGGUGUUGGGACCAGGCAUGAAUUACCUGUAAGCUGAGGAAUCUGCUGGGUCCUAUUCCCAGUGGGGCUGAGGAGCCUGAGGAGGUGUGGGUAGCCACUCUGUGGCAUUUUCUGGUGGGGUAGCUCCAGCGAGCUAUAGAACCUCACCAGGAGUUAGCACCCUGGCAACAGGGUGAUGUGACAAAGUUUAUUUGCCACCCAAGGAACCAGUACCCUCAAGUGGACAUUUUGAGAAACAUUUUUUUUGUUAGUGGUUUUGGACGCUGCCCAGUGCCCAACCCUCAGGCUUGCUCCUGUUGCCUGAGAUCAGCCCUGAAAAUUUGAAAACAAAGAGCUGUGUUCUGGGAACAAGUGACUUAUUUUAUAAUUGAGAAUGUAUAUCCUUUUAUGGGACUUUCCGAAUCGGCUUUGGGAAAACCACAAAAGGAAUCAGAAUAGCAGGAGAGCCACAGAAAGCCCAGGAAAGCCACCGAGAAGGCGUUAAACAUUCUGAACAACACUGGCUUUAUUGCUACAGUCUGACAGACCGGGUCUAUUCUUAGCAAAUGUGAGUGAUUCGCAUCACUUAGGAAUGAUAGAAAAAUCGUGAGCUGAAAGAUAAUUCCAAAAGAGUUAAAAUGUUGUUACCAUGUUUCACUGCAUGGGAGGAAGCUGCUGUUUUUACCACAAAUAAAGAGACACUUGUUUUUAUUACUAGGAAA